GCGCAGUGCGGGUCCCGUCCCGGCGUGGUCCCGCCAUGUCCCCGCGGAACGGCCGCCGCACCGGCGCCCACCGGGCGCACUCGCUGGCCCGGCAGUUAAAGACCAAGCGGCGCCGCCGUGACCUGGACGAGAUCCACGGGGACCUGCAGCCCCAGAACGCUGCCCGGUUGCUGCGGCAAGAGCCGGACCCCGACCUGCCGGGCUGCGGCCAGUUCUACUGCCUGCACUGCGCGCGCUACUUCAUAGACCUGACCAGCAUGAAGGAACACUUCAGGUCCAAGGUGCACAAGAAAAGGCUGAAGCAGCUGCGGGAGGCUCCGUACACGCAGGAGGAGGCCGAGCGCGCUGCUGGGAUGGGCUCCUACAUCCCCCCGAAGAAAGUGGAGGUGCAGACCCAACCCCUGGAGGAGGCUGUUGAGAUGGAGGCAUCCAGCUGAGCGUGGACUGAGGGGCUGGGCAGCUCCAUAAGGGCAUCUUUGUCCUCGGUUUUGUGAGAAAAACACGCCCCAGUGCAGCCUGGCAGCAAAGGCACCGCUCCUCCCAGCAGCCCGGAGCACUAAUGAGGAGCAGGAGCCAGAGGGACCCUGGCUGCCCUCCCUGCGUGUCCUCCUUUUCAGGGAAAGGGCAAGGUGCUUCUUCCCUGAGCGCUGAUGUCACUGUGCACUCAUAUCUUUGCUUUUUAGAGCAGUUUUAGGCCUCUCUCAGAGGUUGAUCUCGGUGAGUCACUCAUUAAAAUAUGUCAACCAACA
Molecule: messenger RNA, 749 nt
Organism: Apus apus (common swift)
Lineage: Eukaryota; Metazoa; Chordata; Aves; Apodiformes; Apodidae
Gene: ZNF593
Product: zinc finger protein 593
Exons: 3
Coding region: 36-437 (133 amino acids)
Molecular function (GO): zinc ion binding; nucleic acid binding
Source: RefSeq, a predicted model, not a curated record